Callorhinchus milii (elephant shark) is the source of this 902-nucleotide messenger RNA. RefSeq names its product clarin-1. Gene Ontology annotation, biological process: equilibrioception; sensory perception of sound. The transcript has 2 exons. The record is from RefSeq and is a predicted model, not a curated record. Lineage: Eukaryota; Metazoa; Chordata; Chondrichthyes; Chimaeriformes; Callorhinchidae. Bases 60 to 524 code for a protein of 154 amino acids.
CUAUACCUCUACCUCACAAGAUGUAAAGUGUAGUGACUGCGUAUCUGUGUAGGUCUUUCAUGGCUCCGUUCUUUGCAGUUUUCCCGGCUUUGCUGAGCGCCAUUCCUGCUGGCCUGCAUGUCACUGUGCUCCUGCUCUCGGCCUCUCUCAUCACCUUCGCUCUGCUCGCUGCUGCCUUCUCUGUGGUCAACGCCUUCGGCAGCCCGUAUGAGACCCUCCACGGCACCACCGGCCUGUACCUCUGGAAUUUCAUCGCUGGUUGCUGUGGUUUGCUGGUGAUGAUAUUAUUCGCCGCCGAGGUCAAAGUGCAGCGGCUGUCGGAGAGAAUCGCCAACCACAGGGAGGAGCAGUUUGUCUUCCUGACGCGGGCCGAGGCCUUCAGCUUCUCCUUCUGGCUGCUCAGCGUCUGUGCCUCCCUGCACUGUGCCAGCGCCUGCCUGCUCACACUGUCUGGUGCACGGCUGCCCUUUCCCAAGGCUGCCGGGACGGGGGCCGGGGUCGGGGGAGUGGAGCUGAUGUACUGAGCCUCCCCCCCGCCCAGGCCUGGCAACAUGAUAAACAGGCCUCUGUUUACUGUCACGGGAGGUUGCAAGUGCAAAAAGCACCUACAUCUGCACGUGCACAAACACAAGCGCGUGCACACUUACACAUAACCACGCAUGCAAACAUGCACGGGUACAUAUACAAACCUGCACACACAUAUUCGUGUACCAACACGCACACUUCGCUGCAGCUGCGGCUGAGGUUUCACUUCGAUCCUCACUGAUAAGAAGUGAACGGACAGGUGGUGAGUUAAUGUAAUACUCGGGAUGGAAGCGCUCGCUCAGUUUGACUAUCAGGCACAUUGUGGUUUCUGAGCUGCAGCCUUACUGUAAAGGUAUGAAUAUUAAAUGAGACACAUU